GCAAGAUCUUGUCAACUUGUCUGCGCGCCGGGAUAAGAAAAAGAAACUGUUUUGUUUUGUCGUUGCAGACUUUUUUUUCCAGUUUUCUGAUUGUUAAAAGAAAGUGUUAAGAACUUUUGUUUUUCGAAAUGCACAACGCCAGGGACAGAUACAAGAGGAACGGUCUGAGUAAAGACGGAGGAAAAGAAGCAAGAGUUUCUGCCAUGGCCGAACAACGCAAAGCCAGCAGGGCCAAACGUGCUGCCUCUCGUCCCAUAGACGUGUGCGGGCCAGGUUGGCCAACACAAAGGGAGAAUAAUAAUUAAAUUAAACUCCAGAAGAUUCUUUUAAUUCGUAUAUUGUAGUAAGGCGGUGUUGUACAUUCAGGAUGUGUUGGUAUUAGAAUCGGAAGUUGAAAUUCGAAUUGAACUGUAAAAACAUAAUACAAUCAGUACAAUGAAUUACAAACAUGUUAUUUGAGUAUUGGUAAUUUGAGUGGAGGCGCCGGCAUUGCUCGGCCGGCGAACAGUUUUAGGUUCGGCGUUUUGGGUUAAAUUCACUGGCGGGGCCGGUGAUUAUGCACUUAUUCACUGGGCGGGUCAUUUUGCCGUCAAGGGAAAUUGCACAGAAAGGUUCUUACCCCAUAAGUUUGGGUUCAGGCGAAGGUUUGUUGAGUGAGCGAUUGAGACGCGCGCUCCAUGGCUGGCUUGGGGCGCGAGAAUAAACGUGGUUGGGCGGGGCUCACAUUGCAUGGGAGUGCUGCAGGGUGCAGCACAGGGUGGUGGAGUGGUUUAGUCUUGACUAAACGAUUUGUAGUGGGCAGCGGGAAACCGCUGACCGCUACAUAGGCCCCCACUUGGAGACCGGAGGUCACUCUCAGUAUGUUUCUCUCGGUGAGGUGUCUCUUGGCGAGAAGGUGUCUCUUGGCGAGAAGGUGUCUCUUGGCGAGAAGUUGUCUCUUGGCGAGAAGGUCACUCUUGUAUAGGCUGGAGUGAACGAGGAAUUUGAGGCGUUGGACUUUUGCUGAGUCCAAAAACAGGAGAACUUGGAAGCUCUGUAUGUUGGUUGAUUCCAGCCGGGGGAACUUGGCGUGCUGGAAGGUCGUUGGUCCGAUCAGCUCUUUCAGGUGUGUCCGACAGGGUGUGUCCCCAAAGGUGACGAGAAAUAGCUAUGUCUCGUUUGCGCGGUGGGUUGCAGGUCACAUAUACUUGCCGUGUCGGUCCGAGUUUGAAGGCUCGUGUCGGCGUCGCUGAUGUAUGCUCUGAUUCAGACGAGAGUUCUGCAUAAAACUCGUGUGGAGCAAAAUUGUGAGUAGGUGCAGCGACAGUUUGGAAGCGCGGUGCAGUGUUGUCUGACGGCUUCUGAGGAGAGGUUCGAUCCUUGGUAAGUGUAGGUUCGAAGGACACUGGAAUGAUGUAAUGCUCGUUUAAGAGGUUUUCAGGACAAAUUGAUUUUGAAAGGUUUAUGCCCUGUGUUUGUGUUGCGUUUAUGAUAUUUACGCUGCUGUCCAAAGAUUUGGCCUUGGCGGUGGCCACGGUUGCUUGCAUGUGAGGAGGCGUGGCUGCUGACAGCAUUGGUGUUGGCGGUGUUGUGACGGCAUCAUGGCGAAAGCUCGUCGUUCGGCGGUCUGCCGAAUGUGUAUGUUAGUUCUGUCACUCGAUGGCUUGAUUUGUUGAAGGCGAUUCUGCGUUGAAGCAUCGCGUUCGGUAUCUUGUUCGGGGUCACCAUUUUGUGCGGGCCAGGUUGGCCAACACAAAGGGAGAAUAAUAAUUAAAUUAAACUCCAGAAGAUUCUUUUAAUUCGUAUAUUGUAGUAAGGCGGUGUUGUACAUUCAGGAUGUGUUGGUAUUAGAAUCGGAAGUUGAAAUUCGAAUUGAACUGUAAAAACAUAAUACAAUCAGUACAAUGAAUUACAAACAUGUUAUUUGAGUAUUGGUAAUUUGAGUGGAGGCGCCGGCAUUGCUCGGCCGGCGAACAGUUUUAGGUUCGGCGUUUUGGGUUAAAUUCACUGGCGGGGCCGGUGAUUAUGCACUUAUUCACUGGGCGGGUCAUUUUGCCGUCAAGGGAAAUUGCACAGAAAGGUUCUUACCCCAUAAGUUUGGGUUCAGGCGAAGGUUUGUUGAGUGAGCGAUUGAGACGCGCGCUCCAUGGCUGGCUUGGGGCGCGAGAAUAAACGUGGUUGGGCGGGGCUCACAUUGCAUGGGAGUGCUGCAGGGUGCAGCACAGGGUGGUGGAGUGGUUUAGUCUUGACUAAACGAUUUGUAGUGGGCAGCGGGAAACCGCUGACCGCUACAGACGAAUUCGCUGAGGUUUCCUCCGGCGAACAAAAUGUCAGCCAUGUGGAGAAUGCUCCCGUGAGGAAGAAGAAUUUGAAGGAAUCCCUACAAAAAUGGCAAGAAGAGAAGAAGAUGCGGCGAGAAUUACAACAGUCAAAGAUGCGCCGACCUGAAUUCAAAGUGUCUUCACACGUUGAGACCGUUCCUGUCAACAAACUUCCUGUUCUUCGCUCCUCACUGGCUUAUAAGAAUGUUACGGCUCGAGUUGACACUCGAAGGGACAAUGCCGGGCCAACUUCAUUUAAACCCAUGCGUACAGAAGUGCCAUCCAAGUUUAAUUUUGGAGCUAAAAAGGUGGAGGCUCUCACAAAUUCAGGAAACAUUGUGCCUUUUGUUUUCAAUGCCCCUACCCCUGUGCCUGUCAAAAAUGUCGACAUUAGUGUCAAGAGUGGUAAAGGGAAGAAAGAGAAAAGAGCUCCAGUGGCUUUCAAGACUCCAGAAAAAGCCCUCACUCCUGCAGCCAAACGCAAGAAGUACCCCACCACCCCUCGUCCUGCCUUAGUGACUCCGAGCACUAACAAAAAUGAUGAAAAGACUAAUCAGACAGAUGCGUCUCUCAAUGUCUCAUUGAACGCACCAUCCAAACAAUUUUUGACUUCUCCAGAGACUUCUCCUCCUGCCAAGAAAGUUAGAGUGUCUGCUUCUGGCUCGUCACCAAGUCAAACUUCUGAGGUACCCAAGAGGGAAACCAAAUCAAAUAGCCUAAAAAGAAAGUCGGCUAGAAUUGCUGAGCAGCUCCCUGCCGAGGCUGCAGACAAGCCCAAAGAGGGUGUAGCUGCCAAUCUGAGCACCGACUUUUUCCGUCAAAUCUUGGACAGCGAGAUCAACUUGUUGGAAAAGUUGUGUGUCGCGUGGGAAUCAGAGAUGAGAAAGAAGGAGAUGACAGAUUUUGCCGAGGAAAAUGUCCUGCAAGCCGUCGGAAUGGCGAGACUGAUUAUUCGAGAGAAGUUUGCUCAAUUCCGCGGCCUCAUUGACAACUGCGAUCAACCCGAGGACCCAAAAACAAAAACACUGAUUACAGACCUCCAAGGAUUCUGGGACAUGAUAAAAAUUCAGUCAGACCAAAUCCAGGGUAAAUUUGUGGCCCUAGACAAGUUGAAAAGCAAUAACUGGCAAGAAGAAGUUGCCGUUGUUGAGAAGAAAACUGCGCCUAAGAAGAAGCAAGCGCCUAACAAGGGAUCCAAACCAGCUGUAGCCUCCAGAUUCAGGGAGUUUCUGGCUCGCAAGAAAGUUUCCCCAAAUUCUGCUGAGGUGAUGAUGAAAACUCCGGACACUGGAAAAAAGAUACCAACACCGAAACCAAGAAGUGUCAAGGCUGUAGCAGAAACUUCCCUGAAUGAAAGCAAAAAGUAUGUUGAGUCGCCUAAUGCCAAUGCCAUUAUCAAUGUUUCCAUCAGAGCAAAAAGAUCUGUUGAGAGGAAAAGUCUGGACAAUUCAGCUAAUAAAUCCAUGCACGAGAGCAGUCUUGUCUUCCCAGCUGCCAGCUCUCCUAAUAAAAAUCUGGCGUCAGGUGCUUCUAAGCAGGAAUCUCGCCAGGAAACUCCAUCUCGCAGCAUCUUGAAAAAGGCUCAGGUGACCCCUGCACCUAACAAUGAGCGCAGAUGCGUUCUUUUUGAUAUGAUCCCAGAGGAAGCUGAAGAAGAGGAAGUGGACAUGUUGAUCCCUCCAGUGAAGCAUACCUAUGCUCAAAGGACUUAUGAGGUAUCACCACCCAAAGACAAAUUUGACGAGCUUUUUGACAACAUUGUCAGCUCGACUCCAGCUGCUAAGUCUGGUGAAACUACGUCUGACGAAGAAAAAGAAAACGUGACCACUAAAACCAAGAAAAUGCCAAAGACCAAAGUCACUACUCCACUGAGGAGAAGCAGAAGGCUCAGUUCGAUAAUGAACUCGACUGUGAAUGAUUCAGGAAUAGACACCGCGGCCAUUGAUAAGUCUCAAGAAAGCCUCAUUCCCAUAACUGAGCUGCCACUGGAUGACUCACGAGUGAGCAAACGCCGGUCCAGUCGUAAAAGGGUAUCUACUGAUGUUGCUUCUGGAGGAUCUGAUUUGAUGUCCUUUGAUUCGCCUGCACCCUCAGUUCCUGUAGAAAAGAGGAAGAAGAGAAGUACCAAGAGAAUGCUGCUUGAUGAAUCUAUGUAACUCAAGGAAGGAGAGAUGUAUGUAACUUGUUUGCAUUUAUAAUCUUAAGCUCAACAGAUCAAAGCCAAAUUAAUUACAUAUCCACAAAACUUUACGAUAUUUUUUACCAUUUAUCAUAAUUAUGCUCGUACAAAAAUGUGCCUUAUAUUAUAAUAGGAAAUUAAGAGACUUGCUUGUGUGCAUAUGCACAGAUAUUUUACCUUUCAAGCAACUGUUGUAUGUAAAAUUUCCACGCCCUCCGUGCUCUAUUUGAAACUAGUUUUGAUGGUACAGCCUUCCGAUAUUGGAGAAAUUAAAUUAGGAUUAUUUGGCUGCAUUUUGAAUCAAAUACUUAUUAAUUAACCAUACAUUGUUUAAUUGAUUUUAUGAACAUCAUGUCAUGAACUUCUUUAAUAUACUGCUAAUAUUCUUAAUAAAAAUGAAUUUCAAAUAAAAAAAU
Molecule: messenger RNA, 4895 nt
Organism: Neocloeon triangulifer
Lineage: Eukaryota; Metazoa; Arthropoda; Insecta; Ephemeroptera; Baetidae
Product: disks large-associated protein 5-like
Exons: 14
Coding region: 2126-4456 (776 amino acids)
Biological process (GO): signaling
Source: RefSeq, a predicted model, not a curated record